UCUCGUCGUCCGCCCCAAACUUCAUUUACAUUCCUUACGUCUGAAUUACGGCCGACUACUUCCAUCAUAACCCCUCCUUAUCAACACCUCUCAACGUGGAUUCGUCAACAUUGUCAGCAGGGUCUGGAGCCCAAUUCCACGACGCCUUAGAUACCAUGGACCAAGAUCCCUUUACCGCAACGCCGCCCGCAGCCCCGCGCGCUCCCCCCGAUGCCCUCGAGGAUACCCUCGGCGGUAUCGAAGGGACCACGCAUCUAGCGGGUGAGUUGGGUAGCCAUGAGCCAUAUCAUCGUCAGUCACAGUCCCUUGACCAAGGUCUAGCCAAUGUCAACAGUGCGCAACCCGACGACAUCGACCCGAACGUUCAGUAUGAAGCUCAGCAGUACGACACCCCUCCUCCACAAUCCAUGGGAAGACCUGCAUCAUCUAUGUCUCCUACCGGCGAACGACACUACAAUGAACACGUUUCGCGAGAAAGCAAUGGCAACGGUAAUGGCAAUGGUGCGGAUCGCAAUACGCGUAACCACGUUGUGAUCAAGGUUGGCAUGGUAGGCGAUGCGCAGAUUGGCAAGACUUCUCUGAUGGUGAAGUAUGUCGAGGGUAGCUGGGACGAGGAUUACAUCCAGACGCUAGGCGUCAACUUCAUGGAGAAGACUAUCAGCAUACGCAACACCGAGAUCACGUUCAGCAUCUGGGACUUGGGUGGUCAACGGGAAUUCGUCAACAUGCUACCCUUGGUCUGUAACGACGCGGUCGCCAUUCUAUUCAUGUUCGACUUGACGCGCAAGAGUACCCUCAACAGUAUCAAGGAGUGGUAUCGACAAGGACGUGGUUUCAACAAGACAGCCAUCCCUAUCUUAGUUGGCACCAAGUACGACCACUUCGUCAACUUCCCUCGAGAGGAUCAGGAGGAGAUAUCAAACCAGGCCAAACGAUUUGCCAAAGCUAUGCGUGCUGCUCUCAUCUUCAGCAGUACUAGCCACAGCAUCAACGUCCAGAAGAUCUUCAAGAUCGUUCUAUCGAAGGCAUUCGAUCUGAAGUGCACAAUACCUGAGAUCGAAAAUGUCGGCGAGCCCCUUCUACUCUACCAGUCAGUUUAGAUUCGGACUCAGUCCAGUCUUUGGAGGUUUUCCAUGAAACGGCCGUUAUGCAUCAUGGUUGAGCACGUUGUCUGAUCGCCACCUCCAA
Messenger RNA from Annulohypoxylon truncatum, 1188 nucleotides. Its product is annotated as P-loop containing nucleoside triphosphate hydrolase protein. Gene Ontology annotation, molecular function: GTP binding; GTPase activity. Gene Ontology annotation, cellular component: spindle pole body. The coding region runs from base 156 to 1100 and encodes 314 amino acids. Gene Ontology annotation, biological process: regulation of exit from mitosis. The transcript is spliced from 3 exons. NCBI's taxonomy places the organism in Eukaryota, Fungi, Ascomycota, Sordariomycetes, Xylariales, Hypoxylaceae. The record is from RefSeq and is a predicted model, not a curated record.